AUGCUCAUAGCAAGGAUUGCCCCUGUUUUGCAAGUUAGUCAUGCAAGGGGAGGACAAUAUAAGUAUUAUGGUCACACAAUUAACUUCCCACAAGAUAUUUUAGAAAUUGCAUUAUUCUUGCCCCGCAAAAUUCAACAUUUAGAAUUCCUUACUGUUCGUAGAACUAAUCUACAAGGGUUAACUUAUGACUGUUACGUUAAUAGGUUUCACGUCAUGAAUGCAUUGACUUGCAAAAUAAAGCAUGACCAAUACUAUAAAGAUGUUGCCAUUGAUUUAGGUGCGGUGCAGCUAUUACGUGAGCACAACACUGACAUUUCAGACCUUUUACAUUCAGUACCUUCACCUCAAGAAGAACCUAUACAAGAAAUUCCUGAUGUGACCAACAUCAACAAUGAAGAAGAAGUAAUAGAAAACUCUUCUUCAUUCAUUCCACGACUUCCAUCCUCAAUACCUGAACUUGAUGCAAUCAAGACAAUCCUACAUCUAGAUAAUACCAAGAACAAUGUUGUCCCUUGGCCACAAAUCAGUACAUCACCUAUCAAUGAGUACAAUACAAAAGGCCUACUUUCAAUGGCAUUCCCCACACUAUUCCCUAAUGGAUUGGCUUUACCACUUCAAGACAAAACAAGACAUGUACAUUUACAUGAAUAUGCUUUGUACUUGAUAAAAUAUUAUGAUCAAAGAUUUGGCCAGCAUGUCCAUUUUAGAUAUUACAUCUAUAACCUUAUGAUGAGGCAUCGAUCUCAACAAUCAACUGUUGUUUUCAUAGAGACAAAUUUAGAAGAUUCUCUUCCACUGAAUCUUCAUGGCCUAAGAGAGUACUUACAUAACAUACCAUCAAAUGAAUUGCCAAAUCAUAUCAUGCGAUAUGCAGCCUCCUUGCGCGGGACGGGCAUUUUGGAUCAAAUCCCAUAG
Messenger RNA from Cryptomeria japonica (Japanese cedar), 915 nucleotides. RefSeq lists its product as uncharacterized. The transcript has a single exon. The record is from RefSeq and is a predicted model, not a curated record. Lineage: Eukaryota; Viridiplantae; Streptophyta; Pinopsida; Cupressales; Cupressaceae. The coding region runs from base 1 to 915 and encodes 304 amino acids.